Molecule: messenger RNA, 984 nt
Organism: Haemonchus placei
Lineage: Eukaryota; Metazoa; Nematoda; Chromadorea; Rhabditida; Trichostrongylidae
Source: the annotation of a GenBank genome assembly
AGCUCCCGUUCUGUCACAGUGAGGAUUCCGAGAUUCCACACGUUUUUCAGGGUUUCGCGCACGGGGCCAUGCAUACUGAACGACGAUGGAAUGAAAUGCACGAAAAAAGGAUACUACGAGACUGUGCAAUGCGAUGCACGUGGCUGCGUCUGUGUGGCUGCUAACAAUGGCCUCGUUGCUUUCGAUACGCGGACAUCGAAUAACAUGACACAACCGAAGUGUUCUAGUAGGUUUACGAGCUGUAAAAAACCUUCAAAAUUGGACCUUAAUCGCCUUUUAUUCGAUCCUGUCCAGCAGGAGUAUUGUUACUGCGUAGAUACGAAAACCGGCAAAGAAGUCCCGAAUACUCGCAAAAGAAAGGAAGGAAACAAUAAGCAGAAUUGCCACAAUGUAUUUGCUUCUGACUUUCCCACCACUGAAGGAUCACCGUUCGUUCAAGAACGCUACCCUGUCUCAAGAGAAUCGUGCAAAUUGGACAGGAACAAGGGAAGAGCUUGUAAAGAAGGAAAGCCCUCAGUCAGGUAUUACUUCGACUACCACACCUUCGAAUGCUUAGCAUUUGAAUAUCUUGGCUGCGAUGGAAAUGAAAACAACUACCCGACAUCCUCGGCUUGCAAUUCGGAUUGUAAACUCGGUACGAUUCUUCCCCAAAACGAUUUAUUUUUAUUUUUUAGUUUUUUUUUAGUUUUCAAUCCGCCCUGCAUUACUACUCCCGCCCCGCGAAAUACCCCGAAACUCAAUGAAGAUGGCUGUCCUCUAGACCACAAAUGCGUCAUGGGAGCGUUCUUCGGUUUCUGUUGCAAUCGAGCAAACGAAGAUCGGUUCCAUGCCGCCUACCAUCCUAAGUGCAGCAAUGGGAAACAACCAUACUCGGAAAUGAUUGAUUCUUGGCGAGAAAUCCGAUUUGGGAAAUCAUGUAAAGAUAACUUUUGCCCUUCAGGAUAUAAGUGCCACGAUGGCGACAUCUUCGCAUAUUGUUGUUGA